AGGGGGAGCCUUAAAGGACUACAUUUCCCAUGAUUUAUUUUGUAUCGUUGUUUUUUAAGUAGACGCUCUUCGCUGGAUCACUGUAUCUCAGGUCAGUAACCGGAACCAUAAUCAUGGGGAAGACUGCUGACUUGACAUCCAAUCAGAAGACGAUCAUCGACACCCUUCACAAGGAGGGUAAGCCCCAAAAGGUCAUCGCUAUAAAGGCAUGCUGCUCACAAAGCGCUGUAUCGAGGCAUAUUCGUGGAAAGAUGACUGGAAGGGAAAAAUGUGGUAGGAAAAGAUGCACAAGUAACAUAGAUGACCGCAGCCUCAAGAAGAUUGUCAUGCAAAGCCAAUAUAAGAACUUGUUAGAGUUUCACAAGGAGUGGAGUGAGGCUGGAGUCAAGGCAUCAAGAGCCACCACGUACAGACGUCUUCAGGAAAUGGGCUACGCUUAUUGCAUUCCCAGUACAGAGGAGUUGAGUGAAAAUAUUGAACUUAAAGUUAAGAACAAAAAGAAAGUAGAAGCAGAUGAAGGAGAGGAAGCUGUACAGGAGAAUGUGAAUCAUCCAGGAGAAGAAGCAGCGGUCAAGGAGGAGAGCAUUGAACUGACUUCGGAACAGCACCUAAGUCAAGAGCUGGACUGGUGUAUUGAGCAGCUUCAACUGCGAAUUAAAGUUCAAAAAUCCUCCGCCAAGCAAAGAAAGGAAGCCUGUCGUGCUCUUAAGACUCUGCGCAGCUCUAAAGCACCGAUGGAGAAGAAGAGGCAAGUGAUGAGAGCCGUGUCUGAAGAUUACUACAAAAAGAUGGCGGAGGAAAAAGAGACACAGGUUUAGUUUGUAUUUGGAACUGAGAUAUUGGACGACUGAGGCUGAGUUUGCAGGACGGAGGACGACUGAGGAUGGGGUGGUGUGGAAGAAUGGCUGCCAAUGUGCUUCAGUAAAUUUGCCAGAGUUAACACAGUCAAUGAACAAUGGCAGCAGUGAAAGUGGGAUUUUGCCAGACAUUUCAAACUGCAUUUUAUGAUGAUGAAAUCUAAAAUAAAAACAAAACAAAAACAAUA
Molecule: messenger RNA, 1045 nt
Organism: Clarias gariepinus (North African catfish)
Lineage: Eukaryota; Metazoa; Chordata; Actinopteri; Siluriformes; Clariidae
Exons: 5
Coding region: 114-818 (234 amino acids)
Source: RefSeq, a predicted model, not a curated record